Anguilla rostrata (American eel) is the source of this 9972-nucleotide messenger RNA. RefSeq names its product SAM and SH3 domain containing 1a (gene sash1a). Gene Ontology annotation, molecular function: protein binding. Bases 1779 to 6374 code for a protein of 1531 amino acids. The record is from RefSeq and is a predicted model, not a curated record. NCBI's taxonomy places the organism in Eukaryota, Metazoa, Chordata, Actinopteri, Anguilliformes, Anguillidae. The transcript has 21 exons.
ACAAACUUGAAGUCAAAGGCAAACGUUUUUUUUAAGCCUCCCUCGGGUAUCGCAGUGUAUCAGAAUGCAGACCAUAUUCCCGCUGUCUUCAGUUUCUCCAAGGAGAGGAGAGGUUCUUUGUCAGAAGCGAGAUACUGUGCUUGUUAGCGCAAAUCGUGACAGCGGUGCAGCAAUUAACUUGAUUCCAUGGGAGUGACUGAUCCGUUUAUAAAAUAAAUCUCUCGCAGGCACAUUAGUGUGGAUUUAAAAAAAAAGGAAAAUCUGACUCAAUCGUUUGAAGUUUCUGGUGUUGACAAACUCCGUUCCGUACGUACCCUCUGAAUUGACGAGACACUUGCAUGCACCAGGGGGCGCUAGCGCGUCACUGCGCCUGCUAUGCAAGAUACCGUAUUGGCGUGCAUUUAAAAAAAGCCAGAACAGACGGGGAAACGGAGAGCAACUUCAGACUGAGGGGAGAGGAGAGGUGCCUUGUGGAGCAAACAACAAGUAAACGAUUCUAAUUGGUUGUCAAGCAAAUUGCAUUUAUUUCGACUUGGUUCCGUUCUGCGUAGCCACCGAAGAAGUAGGCUAAACUUUGCACGAGACGAAACUGGCUGACCUGGCGCUUCGGGAUUGCAUGACAGCUUUGAAAGACGAUUACAAACGAACAAGCCUUUCGAUAUCAGGCGCUGAUGUGAAGUUUGGACCUGGACAUGACAGCGAGCACGGAGAGACUGGCCACUGUGGAAUAAUUUUUUCUCAUUUGAACAAGGGCACUAGGAAUGUGGUUGAAUUGUGCCACGCCGAAUGCGUGAAUAGCUUACUCGGGAGGGGAGUGUUUGCAUUCCUGGAUCUAUCAUAACGUUUAGAUACGCCACAAUACAGUGCGCUGCGAGGUGCGCGAGCGAGUAACAAUUCAUUGAAAAAACUGACAUGCUGUGAGCACAUUUCAUGUGGGAAGCGCGGACAGAGCUGGUUUUCUGAACGUUGAGCAAAAGGGACAAAAAAAGGUCAGAAAAUAAUGUCCAGGCGGCAGAACAACGAGCAUCGCGCAACUGCCUUACAGUAAAUUCGCUGUAUCUUUAGUGAAGAGUAAAAAGUAGGCUACAUUAUCGCCUGAUUUAGACAUAUUCUGCUAUGUAGCCUGCUGGAAAUUCGAGAACUUGUUCUUGUUGCAUUCCUUGUCUCUCGCAUAAGAAGUGAUUGACCAGGUGUUUGGCGUGAUAGAAUCUACAUAUCAGCCUGCGUAAACUUGAGAACGUCAUACGAUAUAUCGCAUGUAACUGACAUGCGGGCAACUGGUGAGAGGCAUCGGUUGCGCUUAAUUUAACCGUUUAACUGAUUGCAGUUUUGUGAACUGUGACUGAAAUGUGUGCAACGCUAAGGUGUCAAACUCGGACCACCCUGAACAAUUCGAACUUGGAGUGGCGUGUUUUAUUCCGAGGAACGAGAGCUGUGUAAACGUCGGACGUGGGAUUUUUUGCUUAAUUUCGGAUGCCCCUUCGAACAGUUUAUAAACACGCGCAUGUUGUUUUGCUGGGGAAUUUAUGAACUGUGGGCGUAAUCGAAUACCUUCUGAAUGCACAUGCCGUCUGCGGAGUGGGAGACGAAAAGAUGACAGAAACGCAUUUCUCGGGGUUUCCCUUCAAGGUGCACCGCACAACUUGGAAAUAACCGCAGUUUGGAUUUCCAUCGCGUCGUUCGCUUUGGUUAAAUAACCGGGGCUCUUUUUUCGAGAGGGGGAUUGAUACCAGUGUGAAUCAUUUGGCGUUAAAGCCUACUAAUCACGCGCACCCAAAAUGUUGAGCAGUGGUCCCAGCAUUGUGUACGAGUGGCUGAAGACUCUACAGCUUUGUCAGUACGUGGAAGCGUUUGUUGACAACGGCUAUGACGAUUUAGAAGUGUGUAAGCAAAUUGGAGACCCCGACCUGGACGCCAUCGGGGUCUACAUCCCUCACCACCGGCAACGGAUACACGACGCGGUGCGGCGGCUGAAGGAAGAGGACAAAGAGACGGCCACGGGGCUCUACUUCACCCUGGAGCCUAUGUCCCCGUCCUCCCAGAUCUACACCAGCCACAUGGUGGAGCAGUACGAGACCAAACUCCGAGGGUCGAAGUCAUGGACCGAGCAGAACAGCGACCGGGUCGGAAUGAAACCGGGCUAUCUGAGUGCGAACAGGAACCUGACGCUGGGCAAUUGUAGAGAACUGGUCAUCUAUCCCAAACUCAAGCUGAAGAUCAUGAUCAGGGAUAAACUCAUCCGAGACGGGAUUAACCUCAGCAAGCCGCCGUAUUCAAACAAGGAUGGUUCUCUGGGCAACAUUGAUGACCUGGCCCAGGAGUACUCAGAGUAUUACAACACCUGCUUCAGCGACGUCAGCGACAGGAUGGAGGAGCUCCGCAAGCGCAGGGUGUCUCAGGACAUGGACACGGAAAAAGCUGAUGCAAGCCUCACCUCCCUGCAGCUGCGGUCAGAGAUUCAGGAGUCGCUGGGGUUCAGCAGCGCCGUGUCCACGCCGGAGGCCGAGAGGAAGCUUCCUCUGCACAAGUCCAGCUCGGAGGAUGGCUCCGGAGGGAAAUGGGACAGCAAGAAGAAGAAUAAGUCGUUCUGGCAGAACUUCCGCAAGUCUCAGAAGGGGGUCGUCCGGCAGACGUCCAAAGGAGAGGACAUUGGCUAUGUGGCCAGUGAGAUCACUAUGAGCGAUGAAGAGCGCAUCCAGCUGAUGAUGAUGGUGAAGGAGAAGAUGAUCACGGUGGAGGAGGCCUUGGCUCGGUUGAAGGAGUAUGAGACCCAGAACAGACAGUCCAGCAGUACUGACAAUGCAGAGUGGACUGACGGAUCCAGUCCCAAUGUAAACGAGUCCUCAAACUGCAAUUCUCGCGAGCAGUCAGACGACGAGCUGGAGGACUCCGUCAAGUUCCGACGCCUCCACAAGCUGGUGAACUCCACCCGCAGAGUGAGGAAGAAGCUGAUCAAGGUGGAGGAGGGCAAGAAGCCGGGCUCUGAAGAGUCCCUGAGUUUGGAGGCGUCCCCCACGUGCGAGGACAACGCGGCCCUGUACACGGGGGUGCAGAAGAAGCCGGCCGUCCCGCAGGAGGAGUCCCUGCCCUCCCUGCUGCAGGAGCGCCGCUCGCUGGACGGCGACUCGGACAGCCUGACCACCUCGCCCUCGUCCGGCAGCCUGGACGCCUGGUCCGGCCACAAGCUGGUCAAGACCUUCGGCAAGUCCGCCGGGGGCGGCGGCGGCGGCGGCGGUCACGGGCUGGUCCGGCAGGGCAGGAAGCCCAGCGCGGGGGGUGGGGUCGGCGGGGGCGGGGUCGGCGGCAGCGGCUCCUCCUUCUCCGAGGCGGACGGGUGCGGCAGCGGCGGCGGCGGGGACGAGGCGGACGCCACCGCGGGCAAGGUGUCGCGCUCCAUGACGGACAGCGAGGUGCGGAAGGCGCUGAGCUCGCUCAGCCACGGGGUGAGUAUCGAGAGCGUCUACGGCUUCUACGGCCUGACCGCCAGGCCCCGCCCACACCUCCUGGUCUCCCUGGAGGACGUCCAGAGCCCCGCCAAGCGGCCGUCCCGGCCCAAGGGCCGCGAGCGCGAGCGCGACCCAAACUACGCCUACUCCUCCAAGCACCUGGUGCACCAGCGGUCCCGCCCCAAGCUGCACGGGGCCCCCUCGUCCCCCGCCCACUGCGACCUGCAGCUGCUGCGGGACAAGGCUAAGGGGGGGGGCGGGGGAGGGGGGGGCUGGGCGUUCCCCGCCCGGAAGCUUCGCGGCCGGACGGCGGUGAGCGAGUUCAACAUCACGUACGUGGUGGAGCGCAGCCUGUACGGGCACCUGAGCUGGGCGCAGCUGGUGAGGCCCGCCGCCGAGCGCACGCUCAGCAAGGCCGAGCGCCAGGACCUGCGCCGCUGCCUGCUGGACGAGGACGCCGACGCCGCCGACAGGAAGUGGGCGUCCAGCGUGGACCGCUGCACCAAGCGGGUCCUCUUGCGCAUUCAGCAGAAGUCUAGAACCUGCAGUUUCGGGGGGUUUGACCUGUCCAACCGGUCACUCCAUGUUGUCAACACUGGCAGUGACCCUGCAAACAAAGACCAAGAGGCGAUUUACAGGGAAGUGGUGAAGUCCCCCACAACGUCUCGAAUCUCUCUGGGAAAGAAGGUGAAGUCCGUGAAGGAGACCAUGAGAAAGCGCAUGUCCAAGAAGUACAGCAGCUCUCUGUCUGAACAGUCGAGCCCUGAUGGGACGCCCGGGUCGCCCCAGUCCCCCCAGCCGGACACCGACUCCCUGGAGAAGCCCAAACUGAAGGCCGGGGGCUCUGUGGAGAGCCUCAGAAGCUCCCUGAGCGGCCAGAGCUCCAUGAGCGGACAGACGGUCAGCACCACGGACUCGUCGGCCAGUAACCGCGAGAGCGUGAAGUCGGAGGACGGCGACGACGAGGAGCCGCCGUACAGAGGCCCCUUCUGCGGCCGAGCGAGGGUGCACACCGACUUCACCCCCAGCCCCUACGACACCGACUCCCUCAAACUAAAGAGAGGCGACGUCAUCGACAUCAUCAGCAAGCCGCCGAUGGGCACGUGGAUGGGCCUGCUCAACAACAAGGUGGGCACCUUCAAGUUCAUCUACGUGGACGUGCUGAGCGAGGAAGAGGAGAAGCCCAAGCGGCCCGUGCGCCGGAGGAGGAAGGGCCGGCCGCCCAAGCCCACGUCCGUGGAGGAGCUGCUGGAGCGCGUCAACCUCAAGGAGCACAUGCCCACCUUCCUGUUUAACGGCUAUGAGGACCUGGACACCUUUAAGCUGCUGGAGGAGGAGGACCUGGAUGAGCUCAAUAUCAGAGACCCUCAGCACAGAGCAGUGCUGCUCACUGCUGUAGAGCUGCUGCAGGAGUACGACAGCAGCAGUGACCCGGAGCGCAGCGGGCAUACGGGGUCCCAGGAGAAGCUCCUGUCCGACGGGCAGGGCCUGGUGGGCGAGUCCCCCCGUGACUCAGGCUGUUAUGAGAGUAGUGAGAACCUGGAGAAUGGUAAGAGCAGAAAGGCGUCCCGCUCCAGCCGGACGUCGUCGGGGUUCGAGUCGGCCCGGCUCCACUCCCCGGACUACCCCACCCUGCCCAUGACCCGGUCCACCGAGGCCCUGCAGCAGCAGGGGAAGAAGGAGCGCAAAUUCGGCAAGCACUUCUUCCUCAAGCCCUCCAUCAAGGGCCUGGGCCUGCUGAGCCUGAAGAAGGGGGGGUCCCGGCGGCUCCUCCGGAUCCCGCCCAGCCGCAGCUGCGAGGGCCUGGACGAGGGCGCCCCCCCCGCGCCCUGCUCCGUCCGGGAGAUGUGGAAGCGCUCGCGCUCCCUGGGGGACCUCCACUGGGAGCAGGCCUUCGACGGGAACAAGAGCCCCGCCCCCCCGGAGCUCCUCCGCCCCGCCCCGGGCCCCGAGAGGGAAGAGGGGGUACCCCCCGUGUGCCUUAAGGGCCCGUCGGAUCCGCCUGGCCCCCCCGCACGGCCGGUCGUCGGCGGGCCCCCCCCGGGCAGCCCCGAGUCGCCGUCGGCGGUGGAGUCGGUCGCGGCGGCCGGCCCCGCCUCCCCCCCCGCGCAGCUGGCCCGGGGGGGUAAGAGCACGCGGACUCACCCGAAAAAGGCGCCGGUGCCCCCUCCGGUGCCCGUCAAAAAGUCCCGGGAGCGACUGGCCAACGGGCUGUGCCACCCGCCUCUGCUCCUGCCCGGCCCCGGAGCGCCCGCCGCGCCCGCGAAUACGGCCGGGACCCCCGCCAGCACCCCCGCCAGCCCGUCCGAGGCGGCCCGCUCCUGCCCCACGUCCCCGGAGGAGCCCGGGACGCCCCCGGCGGCGCCCCCGCCCUGGCUGUCGGACCUGCCCGAGUCGGCCUGCCCGCAGAUCCACGGGGUCAAGGCGGCCGUCGGCCGGAAGAUCUCGCACGCCAGGGCGCCCAACCUGGAGUCCCUCCUGGAGGACAGGCUGGAGGCCGAGGGCAUCGACCUCACCGAGGAGCCGUACUCCGACAAGCACGGCCGCUGUGGGAUCCCCCAGUCUCUGGUCCAGAGGUACGCGGAGGACCUGGAGCAGCCGCUGAAGGACGUGGCCCCCGCCAUGGACCAGAUCCGCGUCACAGAGCUCCGCAAGCAGCACCGCAUGGCGAUCCCGUCUGGCGGCCUGACGGAGAUGUGCAGGAAGUCGGCGUCGCAGGGGCAGGCCGGCACGGUGACGGACUGGCUGACGUCGAUCGGGCUGCCCAUGUACGCCGGCCACUUCCUGUCGGCGGGCUACGACUCGCUGGCCCGGGUCUCCGCCCUGACGGAGGCGGCGGCGCUGGAGGCGGGCGUGAGGGAGGAGCGCCACGUGCGCCGCCUGCUGGCCGAGGCGCGGCGGGUGCAGGCCCAGAGCGCCGAGUCGUAACGCGUGGGGGGGAGGGGGAAAAAACAAACAAACAAAAAAAAACGUCGCCUUGGAAACGCACCGACCGUCGCAAUACCUGCGCUGCCUGGGGACCUGCAGCAGCAGCAAUGCAGACUCUGCUUGUAAUGGGGCUGCGACUGGGGGCAGCCGCGAUGUAAAGGGACCUCAAACCCGCGGAGAAAGAAGCGGGAGACUUUUUUUCUUUUUUUUUCUCUUUUUCCUUCUAUUUUCCCUCUUUCCAGAUGUUUACGAUGACGUUUUGACUGAGUGACUGAGAUUGACAGCAGAAUGCCAAGAAGAGAAGUUUGGAGGCCUUUUUUUAAAAAUGAAAAUGUAAAAAAAAAAAAAAAAAGUUUUUAACAUUAAUCUCUUUGGAUAACGGUUCCUUUAAAAAUGAGUGCUGGUCUUAAUGUGGAAGACAGAACUGCCUUUGAAGAAACAGCACAGGGUUGUUGUUUUUUUUUUUUUUUCUUUUUUUGAAAUUUCAGUUUUUUAUAAAGAUAAGAGACUUUUGUUGUUUGCUUAAUUUUGGUCUCUUUUGCUUGCCGUAGCACUAAAAAACGGCGAGAGUCUGUAGCUUGGCCAAAGCAAUCUUUUUUUAACCAUAUAGUUCUUUCUUUACAGCAGUAAUUCAAAGUCAGAAAUUUAGCUAUAUAUUGAAGGAUGUGUCUUCUGCAUAGAAAUACUACAAAGCAAAACUGUAAAAUACAAAAGCAAAUCAAAUAUUUCAAUCCAUUAUCUUGAGAUAACUGAUAUUGCCAUUGCAGAAUAAUGUUGUCUUUGUUUUUUUAUUGUCAGGUCACCAAAUAUGAAAAGAUUUCUUGUAGAGUUCGGUGUUCACUGCACGGUAGAUGCUGGAGAUUUCAGUUUAACGUACCAGAUCCUACGGGCCACUGUGAGCUCAAACAGGCAUCGUCACGAAUCAGUGGGAUAUCUUGACGGUCUUGAUCUUAAAGACGAAAUAUAAUAAGGGCGCAUGUAAUCCUUCAAUGUAUAGUCCCUUCAUGGCUUCAUACAAAGUACUACCAGUGUUUCAUGGGAGAUCAGCUUUUCUUACAAGCAAUAGUCUUGAUAUCUACCACGCUAAUUUUAUGUUGCCUUACAAAAAAUAUGUACAAACAGUUUAAUAAAUAUCUAUCUGUGUACUCGAGUUUGGUUAUCACAAAUUACCCGGUCGUCGUCUACAUUUUCCCAAUACUUGCAUAUUGCAUAUAUAAUAACUUGCAGUGUAAACACAAUGCAAUACUUCUGAGUGUGGUAACUUGCGGUAAAGUAUCUUAUCUGAACUCUUAGUUUCUUUGGUCAGUGACUUGGUGAGACUAAAGUGCUCUCCUAAGCUGGAAAAAGUCUUUUUUUUUUUUGUUUUUGUUUUUUUUUUUGUUAGUGUAGUGGCUGUUUCUCAAGCACAGCAGUAUGAAAUAAUUUAUUUCAGAUGUAUUUUUUAAAUGGUUCACCAGUUCACUGCAGUGUCAAGAACAUCCCCCUAGUGCAUUGUGGGUCCUAAGCAUGGUGACACCAUUGAAACUUCAGGAAGAAAGGCUUAAUUUUAGUUUGUUUUUGUUUUUUUUUUUUUUUAAAGAUAAGCGCAGAAUGUUUACAGGAAUGUGCAAACUUGAAACGUGCAGUUAAGGCUCUAUGGUUCUUGACGGUUCUCUCCAGCCCAAGCAGGUUCUUGUGCCCGCUUCACUGACCAAUUAAAACUGCUCAAAAUUCAAAAUGGCCGACCGACAUUUACAUUAAGCAGCCAAAUGCACAUAAUUCUUCGUGGAAUAUGAAUAUGGCGUGAACGGUCGUACCUUAUAACCUUUUUUAUUUUUUCUAGAAUCAACUUCUGAUCGAUUGUAGUAGGCCACAAAAGGAGAGAAGUCAUGCGAGCAGCAGCUGUUCGUGCUUUAUUGCAGGAAGACGGGCCUCUCCGGGCGUUGAUUGUAAGCACAGACGUCAAUGCAGCACGCGCGUACACAUUUUAUGCAUCGUAUUCCAUUGCAGAAAGAGUUGAGUGGGGAUAUUCCGUACAGACUCAGGGUCAGACGUACUAAAGAAAGGCACCCUUAUAUACAGGUUUUUACUUUUAAAUUGUUUUUUUUUUAAGUCGGAAGAGCUCACUGCACAGCUAUAAACUAGAGCAGUCCACAUCUGUGUUACUCCAGAGCAGUAGACCCCUUUCUACACUGCAAGACACCCUCACACUGCCAGGCAUGUUCGGUCUAACUGCAAUGCACUUUGACCACAAUACUGAGUUCAGAAAUAGCAUCAAGUCUUAUGUGUGUUUGGUAGCCAGAGGGGCUUGUGGUGGCUCACCGUAGUGAGUGUGUGUGUUUUGUUUCUUGCACACAUUCAUUUCAAUAUUCAUUUCAAUGCCCCCCCACCCCACCUCUUCAAUAUAUGAGGACGAUAAGUACAAGCCUCAUUGCAGUUAGACAACAGGCGUGCAGGUCUGUUUUUCAUUAUGGGCCAAUUUGUCAACAUUUUGGCGAAACCGUGGAAACCGCUUCCUGCUCCACCAGUGGCCUGUCAGUGCUGACACAUUCCAGCAUCUGACCGGGCCGCCUUCUCCAUGGCGACCGAGUCCAGACAAGGAUGCUUUGGAGCACCGCGGCCACGCGUAACCAUAGCAACGGGACACGUUUGACUCACCUGAUAGGUCUGGGAACGAUUUUGGGGCUGCCGGUGGCUCGAGAACUUGGGCGUACAUCAUCAGGGAUACCGCAGUUUCACUGAUCAGCCUGGGCUACGAAUCCAUUUAGCGUGUUUUUAAUGUUUGUUUUAUCUAAUAUUACUCUGCAUUUCUUUUAUUUUUUUAAAACUUAUUCACGUCUUAUAUAGCGUGAAAUGCAUACUGACAGUGUGACGCCUGUGCGCUGCCCACUCGAUUCGUUUGAUGUUUUGUUUUUUUUCCCAUGAUGCUCGGAAAAAAAACUCUUUUUAGCAAUCCUGAUAUCCAACACCUGUACUCUUCUUAUUAUACUUUUUUUUUCUUUUUAAAAAAAAACUGUUGCCAUUAAAUGCACUUUACAAUCAAAUCAACUUUUUUUUUUAAUGGAAAAUUCUCCGAAAUGCAAGGUUUUCAUUGACGGUGCAUGCUGGAAUGUUUCGGUGGUCAGCGAGCACGGGUUAUAUUUGACAUUUUGAAUAAAUCGGUUUUGCGGAGUUCCGAGUGCCAAGUAGUCACUGAUGUAGUCACAUAAUGCAAUUACUCAACAAUUAAUCUGUGUUCAAAUUAAUUACUUCCAAUGAUUUUUUUGCCUUGUCAUAAAGAAAAAAAACAUAAUUACAUAUAUGAAAUGAUUAACAAAUGUUGCACAUUCUGUAUAUGUAAUUGAUAUUUAAAUAAGUUAUUUUCUUUUUUCUUUUCUUUUUCUUUUGCUUUUCAUAUCAAAUGUAAUUAUUAGCUGUACUAUACAAAUAGCAAUACCCUCUUGCAUAUAGCCAGUGAAAGCUACAGUAUGUAUUGUAAAAUAUAAGUGUAAAAAUUACUUUAUGCAGUUUCAGCUAGCUAAUAAUUGUCUAUAAAGAUUUGCUUGUGUAUUGAAACAAAAAAAGGUCUAUAACUAUUUGUCAUUCUGAAAUAUAAUAAAACCUUUCUUGGCAUCAAUAA